Phragmites australis (common reed) is the source of this 732-nucleotide messenger RNA. RefSeq lists its product as uncharacterized. Gene Ontology annotation, molecular function: protein binding. The transcript is spliced from 4 exons. NCBI's taxonomy places the organism in Eukaryota, Viridiplantae, Streptophyta, Magnoliopsida, Poales, Poaceae. Bases 150 to 461 code for a protein of 103 amino acids. The record is from RefSeq and is a predicted model, not a curated record.
GCAAUUUACACAAACGCCCCUCGCCUGCCGCCUAUUUGUAUUUUCCUCGCCUCGCGCCUCCCUCCCCUCCCCUUCCUUCCCCAACGCGGCGGCUGCGGCUCUCCCGAAGAAGGAACCGCCGACAAGGAGCCGCCGCCGCCGCAGGACGCAUGGAGGGCGUCAACGGCUCCGGGGCGGAGUGCGAGCGGAAGCCGCUGUCGGAGGUGGUGGGCGACUGCGUGCAGCGCUGGUUCCAGGACGCGUUCAAGGAGGCGAAGCGCGGCGACACCGCCAUGAUGGUGCUCGUCGCGCAGAUGUACCACUCCGGAUACGGGGUCCCCAAGAGCGAGAACAAGGGAAGAGCAUGGAUGGAAAGGGCAUCAAGAUUCAGGUCUUCUGCUUGGAAGGUUGGCAUGAAACGUCCAGGAUAUAAUGCUAGUGACUCUGAUUCUGACGAGGCAAAUGAUGAUGCCAACCAAUAACACUCAGUUAUGAUCUGAGUUAGUUAGGAGAAUUACAGGGUAAUUAUAAAGGUGGUGGUUUAACUAGUGUCAAUCUCAGCAACGUGAGUGGGCUGGGAUUGCUUUCGAUUGGGAAUCAGCCAUGUUUCAGCAUAAGAAUUAACUCAUUUGUUUUCAUUUCCUUAUCAAAUCAACUUGAGUGGGCUGGGUUUGCUUCGGAUUGGGAAUCAGCUGAACAAUAUCGAACUAUUCAAUUUGGCAAUGUUUGAAUAUAUGGGUUCGUUCAUUUUAA